UUGAAAAACUCAAACCGCAUCGAUCUUUUGGCUUUUUCGUUUUACCAUUCCUUAACUACCGUUAUUAAUCUUAGUCUAAUGUCUUGGAAAGAAAGAUUCUUCUAAUCUCUUUCAAGAAACUUCCUUUCCAUCCACAACCCAAUUUCAUAGAAACCUUCCUUUUUCAUCGGGUAGGCCCACACACAAAAGUCGGCAUUGAAAGCAGUAACUUGCGCCAGAAGAAAAAGAAAACCGUCGCACAGUUACGAAGAUCAGAAUCAGAAGAAGAACAAACGUGCUCUACUUUUGAAGAUAUUUCACUUUUGAAAAAGUAGUGAGACCAUUCAAUGGACAUGGAGCGAGGGAAUUCUCGAACCAUUUCGGCUACUACUUUUCAUGAUAUCGCAGUGGAUCUUGUUUGCCAGUAUCAGUUUGAAAAUGGGUCAUCUCAGGUUUUGUUUAUGGAUGUUGAUAACAAUCAAAAGAAUGGAGCUUUCCUUAACCAUGCACUAAGUUUCUCUGUUGAAAGCUUUGUUCAAACACUUGCUUCAUGCAAUGGCUUGAUCCUCUUAUCUGGUUAUGUCACUGAUCAACCUUGCUACUAUGUGGUAAAUCCUCUUACCAAAGAGUCUACCACGAUCCCUCAUCCUUGUAUUCAAGAAACUCUUAUUCGAGUUGGUUUAGCUUCCGAUGAUUAUAACCAGUUUAAGAUUGUCCUUGUCGAAGCAAAAUCUACUUCCAAAUUGAUGACCGGACUAGAGUUUCAUGUAUUUUCUUCUGAGACAAGCGAAUGGAGUACGGUAAAGGUAAACCAUUCUGUCAAUUUAAAUCUGCCUCCUUUGCCAGAGUUCGAGUUUAAGGAACUAUCUACUCAACCUCUUUAUUCAAAUGGUUCAGUCCAUUGGGAAAUUGGUGGAAAAUUAUUGGUGUUUCAUGUCAAAGAAAACAGCUGUGAACUAAUUGAACUGCCGGAUUUUUCCAAAGAUUGGCCAUGGCAAUCGACGAUGAUGUAUCGCCGAUGUUUGUGCAAAUCGAGCGGCUGUGUUUACUAUUGUUACACUGAUUUGGAUGGUUUCCACAUUUGGGAGCUUCUCAAGGAGAAUUAUGAUCUCGGGCUGUUUCGUGAUUCUGGAAAAUUUAGGUGGAAACUAGUCCAUACUGUCACACAUGAGAUUUUUACCUCUACGUGUGACGAAUUUCAUGACACAUUAUUGGAAUGGGAGCCGCUUACGCCUAUUGCGUAUACCAAACAAGCACAGACUAUAUACUUGCAGAUUCCAGGUGCUGUUGUUGGUUAUGAUUUUGUUACAGAAGAUUUGAGGUUAAUCUGUAGAUAUUCAUAUCCAGAUAUGAACUUCAACUGCUGCUCAUUUCUCUGUUCAACUAGUUUUGGGACUCAUAAUGUGCCUAGAGAAAGAGACUUGGUGACUGAUGGAGAAAUAAUGGAGCUGAAUUUACCAGUAAAAGAUAUUGAAUUGUUGUUUCUUUAGACUAAGUUUUGGUGAUUCUGUUGUCAAUAGAAUUCAUUUUAUGCUACUAGCUUUUUUCGCAUUAUAUUUGUUGAACAGUUGUGGAAACUUCUUUGGUACUUUAUGUCAUUAGACAGUAUCAUAUUUUUUUUUGAAAUGUUGAAAUAUUGCUUCUUUAAACUGUACAUUGCAGAUAAAUAAUUUCUACCUAAGAGGAUCAUAUUGUCCCUUUGUGUUUUUUGCAGCUGAUUGCUCUUUUUGACACUUCCUUUGAUCCAAUGUCUGAACCUUUUUAGAUUGCCUUGCACCGAAUUUUACACUAUCAUAGAAAUAUACUUGGAAAAGCAUACACUCCUUCUUGUUCCUCCUAGUGAAAUCUACUAACUCAUUUAGAACCAGGACUCCGUCAAACAUUUGCCUAUUAAGUAAGAACACUGAUUGAUUCACAGAAAUUAAGGAACCCAUAAGUUUGUUCAAUCUUGUUGCCAAAAGUUUAGAGAUUAUUCUAUAUAAGGAACCUAUGAGACAAAUAGGUCUAAACUCAGAAACUUCCUGAUGGUUGAGGGUUUUAGGGAUCAUAGCUAGAAAAUAUUAUGUGACGGCCAUUGGAAUCUUGUCAUUUUUAUGUAAUUCAUUCACAAAGUCCAAAAUGUCUUCCCUUAUAACUUCCCAACAUUUUUUAAAGAACCCCAUAUUAAAGCCAUCCGGGUCGGGGCUUU
This is a messenger RNA of Vicia villosa (hairy vetch), 2167 nucleotides long. RefSeq lists its product as uncharacterized. The record is from RefSeq and is a predicted model, not a curated record. The transcript is spliced from 2 exons. Bases 327 to 1469 code for a protein of 380 amino acids. NCBI's taxonomy places the organism in Eukaryota, Viridiplantae, Streptophyta, Magnoliopsida, Fabales, Fabaceae.